Myripristis murdjan (pinecone soldierfish) is the source of this 1331-nucleotide messenger RNA. RefSeq names its product GTP binding protein 8 (gene gtpbp8). The coding region runs from base 135 to 998 and encodes 287 amino acids. The transcript is spliced from 8 exons. NCBI's taxonomy places the organism in Eukaryota, Metazoa, Chordata, Actinopteri, Holocentriformes, Holocentridae. The record is from RefSeq and is a predicted model, not a curated record. Gene Ontology annotation, cellular component: mitochondrion. Gene Ontology annotation, molecular function: GTP binding.
AGGGUUCAGUUGAUCCAGUGGGACGCUUUUGAGUGCUGCACCUCCAACAUGGACGCGACUGUAACGGAACAUGCCAAGUUGAAGUGAAUAACGGCCGUUUGCGCAGGCAGCUCUGAAAUCUGCAGGGGGAGAAGAUGUUCUGCCAGAGGCUGCGACUGUGGCUGCAGCCUGGGACUUGGGUGUGCGUCAUGUCCCAGAAGAGCGCCCAUAAACUGGCCUCUAUCCAGAAAGCCUCAGUGCUUCCUCAGAAGAAACUCCAAGCGUUACUUUACCCCUUCAGCGGCCUGGAGGCUUACCUGGACAGGUCUGUGGACAGGACGCCAUUCCAGCUGUUUCAGCCCAGUUUGGAGAACAUGGUCAAAGCGGAGAAGCUCUUCUACACAUCGCCGUCUCAUAAGAUCGAUUACCACACCUCGGCAACGAGAACAGAUCACGCACCCAUGCUGAAACAGCCCGAGGUGUGUUUUAUCGGCAGGAGCAAUGUUGGCAAGUCGUCUCUCAUCAAAGCUCUGUUCUCCCUGACUCCUGAGGUGGAAGUCCGAGUCUCCAAAACUCCAGGUCACACGAAGAAGAUGAACUUCUUCACAGUGGGCAAGGCUUUCACCAUUGUGGACAUGCCUGGAUAUGGACACAGAGCACCCAAAGACUUUGUGGACAUGGUAGAACCCUACCUUUGCACCAGGAAAAAUCUGGUGAGGACAUUCUUACUGGUUGAUGGCAGUGUUGGUCUGCAGAAGGCUGACCUGAUUGCCCUGGAAAUGUGUGAGGAGAUCAGCCGUCCUUAUGUGGUGGUGGUGACUAAGAUUGAUAAGUGCGGGCACGGCACGCUGUUGACGAACCUCCUGAAUCUUCAGGAAGUCAUGAAAACACAAACCACGACCUGCUUCCCCCAGCCGCUGCUGGUUAGCUCCCUCCAGUUUUUGGGGAUCUACCUUCUGAGAUGCUUCAUUGCCCAUGUAACAGGCAGCAUUCAGUUAUCAGACACGUCUCAGAGAUGACCAGAGGACAGCUUAGUCCCACUGAGUGGGACGAGCACAUGGUGAAAGCAGUCAUACAUCACUUAUUAAGAUUGGACUUUUUUCAGAAAAGGAAGUCUCUGAAGACUCCACAGCACUCACGGACAUUUCACACAUUUUUAUUUAGAAUAAUGUGGUGCACAACUUCCAAGUAGAAAAGCUUUAAAAUAUAUGUACCAAUAUAUGUACCAAGCAGGACUCAGAUACUUUCUCAUGUAUUACAUGGGGAGGAAACAAGAAAAAAAAUAAUAGAAAAUGUUUUGGUUUUUUUUUUCACUUUUUUCUUCCCCUACAUAAUGAAUAUCAAAAUGAUCA